Pseudomassariella vexata is the source of this 1824-nucleotide messenger RNA. RefSeq lists its product as uncharacterized. Bases 1 to 1824 code for a protein of 607 amino acids. Gene Ontology annotation, molecular function: oxidoreductase activity, acting on CH-OH group of donors; flavin adenine dinucleotide binding. The record is from RefSeq and is a predicted model, not a curated record. The transcript has 2 exons. Lineage: Eukaryota; Fungi; Ascomycota; Sordariomycetes; Amphisphaeriales; Pseudomassariaceae.
AUGCUUCGACACGCCUUCGUAUCAUUCCUGCUGACUGCUACAGGAGUAGCAGCGCAGAACUCGACCACUAGCUACGACUAUGUUGUGGUUGGUUCUGGUCCUGGAGGAGCACCCCUCGCCGCCAACCUGGCUCGAGCUGGUCACUCGGUUUUGUUGCUUGAAGCCGGAGACGACCAAGCAAACAACCCCAACAUCUCACAGAUCGCCAAUUUCAACCCCGCAGCAAGCGACGAAACGACGCGUUGGGACUUUUGGACAAAGCAUUCCGACGAUCCGGAGCGUGAGCUGAAGUAUGAACACAUGGUUUGGCGCCAAAAGGACGGUUCAUUUUACACUGGUCUUGACCCUCCGGCUGGCGCUGAGCAGCUCGGCAUCUGGUAUCCUCGAACAGGGACACUUGGCGGUUGCGCCAUGCACAAUGGAGGCGUGUGUUCACUUCCUUCAGAUGACGACUGGAAUGAUAUUGCCAAAUUGACUGGCGAUAAAUCUUGGAAAGCAGAGAACAUGAGAAAGCACUUCGUCAAAUUGGAGAAGAACGAAUAUCUUGAGCCAGGGGCGCCGGGACAUGGUUUCGAUGGAUGGGUUAGCACGAUCCUCGCCGGAACAGACUGGGCCACCGAAGACGUGGACGUCACAACCAUAAUGAAAAAGAUCGUUAACGCCACUGGCGGUGACCCGUCCCAGCUUCCAGAACUGGCUAAGAAGGAUGUGAACGCACCGGACCCCAACAGGGACCAAGACACAGGUGUCAACGGCAUGGCAAUUCACGCAACGAGCCAGGGCCUCCGAUCAGGAACUAAUAGUUAUUUGAAGGCUACUCUGGCUGACGCAGCCAAAUAUCCCCUGACUAUCCAGCUUGAGUCAUUGGCAACCAAGAUUCUCUUCAGCAAGGGCACUGCGGAGCCGAAAGCAAUCGGCGUCGAAUACCUCAAAGGCAAAUCCUUGUAUAGCGGAGAUCCGCGCUACAAGGCAAGUGCCAAGGGACCCGUCGGGCAGGUCUUCGCAAAGAAGGAGGUCAUCAUCGCUGGCGGAGCAUUCAACUCGCCGCAGAUCCUCAAAUUGAGCGGCAUUGGCCCUGCUGCUGAACUCAAGAAGUUCAACAUCCCUGUCGUCAAAGACCUCCCCGGAGUCGGCGAGAACCUUGCGGACAACUACGAAGGCUAUGUUCUGGGGCUGGCUGACAAGCCGCUGACUGGACUAUCCAUGACAUCCGUUUCAGUAUUCCUCAAGACUCCAACGGCUCCCAAGCACCGUAACAUACACGCCUGGUGCGGUCCCCUCUCCUUUGAGGGCUUCUGGCCCGGCUUCCCCCACGAAUACGGCCCGACCGAGUGGGAAUGCCCCUUUGUGCACAUGAACCCAAGGAGCCAGGCGGGUUAUGUGCACCUCAAGAGCGCCGACCCGCGAGACACCCCCGACAUCAACCUCAAGUUCUUCGAGACCGGGGAAGACAAGGAUCUCACCGAGAUGCUGGAUGCCGUCAAGACAUUCCGCAAGGCGUUUCAGAGCGUGACGGCGCCCAUUGGCCCCUUCGAUGAGCUGCACCCAUGUCCAGGGAAGAACCAGGAUUGCUCCGAUGCCGCCAUUAAGGAAACGCUGAAGUUGCAGGCGCAUAGUCAUCAUGCGACUAGUACGUGUGCUAUUGGGGCUGCUGAUGAUGAGAUGGCAGUGCUAGACUCGGAGUUUAGGGUUCGGGGAGUGAAGAAUCUGAGGGUUGUGGAUGCCUCGGCUUUUCCCAAGGUACCGGGGGCAUUUCCGGUUUGUCCGACUUUCAUGAUUAGUGAGAAGGCUUCAGAGGUUAUUUUGGCGGCUGCCAAAGCUUGA